Messenger RNA from Vanderwaltozyma polyspora DSM 70294, 1911 nucleotides. It is a transcript of the gene CRR1, whose product is annotated as putative glycosylase. The record is from RefSeq and is a predicted model, not a curated record. NCBI's taxonomy places the organism in Eukaryota, Fungi, Ascomycota, Saccharomycetes, Saccharomycetales, Saccharomycetaceae. The transcript has a single exon. Gene Ontology annotation, cellular component: fungal-type cell wall. Gene Ontology annotation, molecular function: hydrolase activity, hydrolyzing O-glycosyl compounds; glycosyltransferase activity. Bases 1 to 1911 code for a protein of 636 amino acids. Gene Ontology annotation, biological process: carbohydrate metabolic process; fungal-type cell wall organization.
AUGUUUUACUUAAAAUUCAAUAUAAUAAGAUUACUUUUCUUAUUUCGAUCGAUUUUAUCAGUAUCAGCUACUGGUUUCUAUAAGCCUGAUAUUGCAAUACAUUGCUCAUCAGAUUCACAUUGUCCCAAGGAGUGGCCUUGUUGUUCACAAUACGGUGAAUGUGGGCUAGGCCCAUUAUGCGUCACUAAUUGCAAUCCUAAGUUUUCAUUUAAACAGGACAGUUGUAUAGCUAUGCCAGCCCUAGUACCUCCUCUAUUUAUAAAUUUUGAUUCUGCUUUCAAUUCAUAUCCUAUACAUAAGAGAGAUACUUUAGUGGAAAUUGCUGGUCCACCAAGAUUAAACCCAACAGAUGGAAUCACAACGUCUUCAGUUGAUGAAGAUUUAAAAGCAAGAAGGAUCAUAAGUCAUGCCGAUUUCUUGGUGACACACGACUCUAAUGAAGCUGAUAGAAUGCUUAAAAGUUACGAUUUUACUCAUAGUGGUUAUACUAGUAUUAAUAGUGACACAGGUGAAUUAGUGCUUGGUAUGCCAAAAUAUUCAACUGGUUCAAGCUUAAAAGCAUCAAAGGCUAUACAAUAUGGUAAAGUGUCAGCAAGAUUGAAGACUGCAAGGUCUAGAGGUGUGAUCACUGCUGUUGUGUUGAUGUCUGCUACUGGUGAUGAAAUAGAUUUUGAAUUUUUAGGUAGCGAAUUGAAUUCGGUGCAAACCAAUUAUUAUUCUCAAGGUGAAUUGAUUUAUUCAAAAAUGCAAACACAUCAUAUCCAAACAGACACCAAUCAAAAUUACCACACUUAUGAUAUUGAUUGGGACUCUGAAAGAAUUAAUUGGGUAAUAGAUAAUAAAAUUGUUAGAACUCUUUAUAAAAGAGAUACUUGGGAUCCAAUUGAUAAGAAAUAUAAAUAUCCACAGACACCAAUGAUAUUUGAGGUAGCUAUAUGGCCAGGUGGUUCAGAAGAAAAUUCCUUAGGAACUAUUUCAUGGGCUGGUGGUUUUAUUGAUUGGGAAAAUUCCCCAGAUAUGUCAAACAAUGGUCAAUUUCAUACUGUAGUAAGUAAUCUUUUAGUGAUACCUCAUUUCAAUAAGUUCGUUCCACAAAUUGAAAAAUGUUUGGGAUCAAAAUCAAAGAAAGGUAAAUCUGGCCAUCCAGAUUAUACAAAAGUAUCAUAUGCAUAUAAGGGAAAAAAGCUAAACUCUUUUGAUGAGAGUUCAUUGAUUACAAAAUGUGAUAUUGUUCCGCACAUAUCAAAUUAUCAGAUCCAUGAACAAAUCCCACAUGAGUUUCCAAGUAAUAGAAACCAGAAAACAGGCAAUAGUAGUCAACCAUUAAAUCCAAAUUCUGAAAUUAAAACAAAUACCAAAAUAAAACAUCCAAGAGCUACCAAAACUGAUGUCGCAAAACAUCUAACUAAGAAUAGUAUAUUAAAAGAUAAAAAAAUGAUAAAAUCGACACUAAAGAUAGGUGAUAGAAUUGAUCCAAUAUCUGAAACAAAGAGUUCAUCAACAUAUGACAAUAUUUCAUUCCAAAAUAUUACCAUUACUGAUAAUGUCCAAACUCAAACACACUAUCCUACCAUUAAAACGACACAAGAGGAAAAAGUUCAAUUAAGUGUCCAACCAACAAAUGAGGUAAAAACUGAAACAACAACAGAGUACUUUUUAGAAUCAUUUGUAAGUUCUGCAGAUUUCACCUCUAAUGAAUCAAUAAUAAUAACUACUAAAAGAAGAAGACAUUUCUUACGCCAUCCAAAAUCUACAACGACACCAAGCAUUUUACCUUCAUCUAUUUAUGAUGAUGAAGAUGGCGAUGAAGACCUUGAUGAGAGAUCACUUGGUCUUUCAUUAUUGUAUCAUAGGAAUCCACUCUCAAGAAUUAGACAAUAUAUUAUAUAUUUAAUAAUGAAUUUUAGAUAA